This is a messenger RNA of Perognathus longimembris pacificus (Pacific pocket mouse), 1314 nucleotides long. RefSeq names its product zinc finger FYVE-type containing 21 (gene Zfyve21). The coding region runs from base 62 to 817 and encodes 251 amino acids. The transcript has 8 exons. The record is from RefSeq and is a predicted model, not a curated record. NCBI's taxonomy places the organism in Eukaryota, Metazoa, Chordata, Mammalia, Rodentia, Heteromyidae. Gene Ontology annotation, molecular function: metal ion binding.
CGGGCGGCGCCGCCCGGUGCCGUCGGGCUGGCAGCGGGGUCCGCGCGCGGGUGGAGGCGACAUGUCCUCGGUGGUGGCGGCCCGCCGCGACGCCAAGAAGCUGGUGCGCUCUCCCAGCGGCCUGCGCAUGGUGCCCGAGCACCGCGCCUUCGGAAGCCCGUUCGGCCUGGAGGAGCCGCCGUGGGUCCCGGACAAGGAGUGCCCGAGGUGUAUGCAGUGUGACACCAAGUUCGACUUUCUCACCAGGAAGCACCACUGCCGCCGGUGUGGGAAGUGCUUCUGUGACAGGUGCUGCAGCCAGAAGGUGCCGCUGCGGCGCAUGUGCUUUGUGGACCCCGUGCGGCAGUGCGCAGAGUGCGCGCUGGUGUCCCACCGCGAGGCCGAGUUCUACGACAAGCAGCUCAAGGUGCUGCUGAGCGGAGCCACCUUCCUCGUAACUCUGGGAAACGCGGGGAAACCCGAAACGAUGGUUUGUCGUCUUUCCGGCAACCAGAGAUGCUUAAUUCUGGAUGGGGACGGCCACCAUGAGAUUGAAGUCGCCAGCAUUUCCACGGUGCAGGUGGUCACGGAAGGCUUCGCCCCGGGAGAAAAAGACUCUCCCACUUACUGCAGCGUCCUGGGGAGCCCCCCCGCCGCUCAAGGCGGUGCCCGGGUCGCAGGCAUGUGUCUGCAGUACAGCGUGCCAGGGGCAGAGGGCACAGCCCAGCUGAGGCUGACGGCUGCAGAGGACGUGAAUGCCAGCAGGAGGCAGGCGGCAGCAUGGCUGGCCGCCAUGCACAAGGCCGCCAAGCUCCUCCUCGAGUCCCGGGAUCAGUAACUAACUCCUCGCGCGGAGCGCACCUGGCCGGGUUCAGCUAAGCGCCACGGGCCUUGUCGCGGGAAAGGCGAGCGCGCACUGGACAAGCAACAUGUCCGCUCACCUAGUGCACCACGUCCACAGCUCCCCAACGCUACCAGCAGCUUCGCGGCCUUCAGGGGGCGCCCUACACCGCUGGUCCUCGGCGAGGCGCAGGGCAGACGGACCUCCCCUCUGCCAAGCCGUCUCCAGCGUAACCCACACCGCCCGCGUCUGUGCGAGUCCCUAGGCUUACGGGAGGGUGGGGCCCCUCCCCCCUGGCUGUUCACCCCGUUUACCGCACUUGCCUUAGCCUGCCCGCUGGCUGUCACUGACCAGCGAUGGCCAGUCCUCGGAUAGGUACCAAGCAGAAGCCACCAGCCGCGCGGUCUACCUUUUACUUACGAUUUCACUUUUAUUAAGAUGACUGUACAGCCAUUUGUACAUAAAGCGUACAAUUAAACCUAUUUUGAAAGUAC